ACUUUGUCAUUCUUCGCUGUCACAUCAUCAUUAUAAAAGUCGUCGUCGUCGUUGUUUGAUUUUGUGAUGGAUAUCGCAAUUUUGCAUUUUGCACGCGUUGUAGCCACCAAAAUUCUUGAAUGUGAACAAAUUUCUUAACAGUGAAACCAUGUAGUGAAUGGGAGAAAACACACAAUUCCAAUUUUUUUAGUUUUAUUUAAUCGCACAUGAAAACGUCGGCAAGAUCAGUAAAAUGGAAAACAAGAGUGAUGGGAAAUCAUCAAGUAAAGGCCUGCCAACGAACAUAGGAACACUUCCCGCGAGAUUGCAGAAUAGAAUCAUAAGCGGAGCCGAUCAUGAAAGCAAGCACGCUGUGGGAAAAGAGGUUGCCAAAUCGGCGCAUUCCCCAAAAGCAAGUGCUGCAUCACCAGCCGGUGUGCUUUCAGUUAACAACUUAAAUGUACACCACAAACAGUCCAUAGUUAAAAAACCCGAACCAACAUGUUCAAAUAACAAAAUCCAGCAUCAGUUUGAACAGAUUAAAUGCGCAAAAUGGUUGGACUUGCAGAAUGUCAACAGCAAAAAUAGCAAUUUAAUCAGCUGCAUUGAGGCGAUUCGAACAGUCGAGAGGGAGUUAUGCCCUCUGAUGGAAGAUCGAAUAUUUUUAGAGAAGUGGGACAGUUACUAUCGUCAUCGAAUAGCGCUUCAAAAAAUAUUCCGCAAGAUGCUUGCCGAGGAGUUGAAGUUCUGUUGCAAGGAGAAUGUCGAACAAUACUUCUGGAAAGCGCUUUACUACAACUCGAUAGAAUCCAUGAAGAAAGCGGGCCUGUUCAAAUUGUCAAAUGGGAACAAGGCACUAGAGCUAAUCAACGAAGGCUUGGUGUUCUAUGAAGAGUUGUUGGAUUUUUUACAAUCAGAACAUCAAUUGAAAAUCGAUGAUGCCACAGAUGGAAAAUAUAUCAGAAAUGGUAUAACGGGCAAGCCAGGAACAGUUCAUAAAAAUGAGAUCUUAGCAAAAGUUUCAGCACAAAAAAUCCUUAUUAACCUCGGUGACCUGUCGCGCUACAAGGAGCAGAUUGAGAUGACGGGCAGUUUUAGACAAGCACGAGAAUAUUAUGAACAAGCACAACAAUUGUUACCCACCAACGGCAAACCCUACAACCAAUUAGCAAUCCUUUCAAUAUAUUUGAAAAAAAAAUUUGACGCUAUAUACUAUCAUAUGCGGAGCUUACUGGCAUCAAAUCCAAUACAUUCAGCGAAAGAAAGUUUGAAAGUAUUAUUUGAUGAAAUUCGGAAGAAGCAAGAAACCUUAAUGCCGAAAGAAGUUGAGUGUAAGGGCAAUAAUGAAAAUGUAAUGCCGAUGCGUCGAGAAAUUUGGAUUCAUCCGGAUGGGAGUCGUCGAUUGCAUCGGUUGCCAAAAUUGUCCAACCAAGGCAAAAAAUACUCAACGGGAAAUGAUGAGAGCGUGGAGAGUUUAGACUUAAAUCAGUUGAAUAAACGCUUCCUACUUAGCUUCUUAAAUAUACAAGGAAAAUUAUUUACCGGAAUCGGAAUGGAUUCAUUUGAUAGCGUAGCCCAUCAAAUGUUCAAUGACUUUAAAGUUUUAUUGUCCCACAGUCCAUUGAUAUUUACAUACCAAAGAUUGCUCCAAAUCGUUUCUUUGAAUAUAUUUUCAGUCUUCUAUAACAACAGGGAAGAAAUCAAACAACAGAAGAGAGAAAUACGAAUACAAGCAUUUACUGUGGGAUCGAUUAUGUUUGCAAUGAUUUUGGAUAGAAUUAAUGACAUUUUAAACGAACAUUUUUUCAUUGACUGCAAGGAAACGAAUAAAGUGCUUAAAUUGGAUGCAAAACCUGUAGAUAACGAGAUUGAAUCCAUACCCUGUUCUCCCAAGCAUAAUGGCUUGAAAUUAGAUUUACCAGAAGAUGCAUUUACACUAGUCUGUGCUGUGAAGGUUUGGUGCAAUUGGUUAUUGAAUUAUGAUGACCUACGUAAUCCAUCCAUGCCGUAUAUUAAUAGUGAAAAAUUGAGACAAAUGAAUAUCGAACCAUGGAAAUCAUUUGCGAAAUUUUUAAAUAUGACGAACGGUAAAGAUAAAUGUGAUGAAAUUCUUAGUCAAAACAACUCUUUGGAUCACAAACCUAUUCUUUUGGACGAAGAUACAUAUCUGAAAGGUUUUGCUCCUUUAAAAUUCAGUGAUGAAACUUUAACGUAUUGCCAUAAAAUUAGUGAUUCUAAAAAUGUAAAAAAUACGCUUCGUUUGGUGAAAAUUUUCCAGUAUGCCAAUAGUUUAUGUGAUUUCGAUAACCAGAUAAUUAAAAAGAUACUGAUUGAAUCGGAUACAAUUGCAUUUGUGGGAAGCUCGCUUUGUAGUGCGGAACAAAAUCUCGUUGAAGACAACACAAUGGAUAAUCAGGAGGAUUUCGAAGAAUUGUUGAGUUUCCCAGAAGAGUUGAAUAAGGAGUUCAUUGAAAAAACAUCACUCAAUGACCAGAACGGUGAAUUAAGUGUAUGCAGUCCUGAUAAUCCUGAAAUAUGUGAUCUGAUUAGGCGAAAGAAUGAAUUGGAGAAGAAACAAAAAAUGCAAGAAUCAUAUCAUCAAACCUUACAGGGUCUUCUUCGGCAAAGCGGAAUAUCUUUACACAUUGAGGUUCGACCGAAAUAUCUUGUUCCCGACACUAAUUGCUUUAUCGACUUCCUUGAUCAACUGAAAAUAAUAGCUAGUAAAUCGGAACGAUUUUAUUUAUUUGUUCCUAUUACGGUGGUUAAUGAACUCGAAGGCUUGUCGAAAGGCCUUAGGGAACCUUCAAACAUGCUCGCAACUGUAGAAAGUGAUAACAAUUUAAGCUUGGUAACAAAGCGGUCAAAAGCAGCUCUAGAGUUUAUACGAUCGAAAAAUAAUGGGAUUAAGUGUGUUACAACCAAGGGAUCAAUUUUAAAUUCAUCAGUUUUUACAUUGGAGGAGAGUGAAAAUCAAAUUUCAAAUGAUGACAAGAUUUUACAGACUGCAUUAAAUCUAUGUAAAAAUAAUGUGGAUAGAUAUGAAGACGGGAUACAUUACAUUGAAACAGAAGUUGUUUUGCUAACUAAAGAUCGGAACCUUCGUGUCAAGGCUUUAGCAAGAAAUUUAUCAGUUAGUCAGUUAUCUGGAUUUUUAAAAUGGGCCGGAUAUGCCACGUAAUUUUAUUUAGUUUUAAACAUUUUUUUAGUUGACAGAAAAGGAAAGAAAACAAAAAACAUUUUGACUAUGAUUUUAGUAGAACUAUCCUCUUUUUUCUUUGUUCUCUUGUUAUUCUAUUAUGUAAGCCUUAAGAUGAUGAUGUAAAGUUAACAAAUUUUGAGUUGUUGAGAGUGGAUUUAAUAAAAGCAAAAAUUUAUUUUUGACAUAA
Molecule: messenger RNA, 3368 nt
Organism: Hermetia illucens (black soldier fly)
Lineage: Eukaryota; Metazoa; Arthropoda; Insecta; Diptera; Stratiomyidae
Gene: Smg6
Product: telomerase-binding protein EST1A
Exons: 19
Coding region: 233-3160 (975 amino acids)
Biological process (GO): nuclear-transcribed mRNA catabolic process, nonsense-mediated decay
Cellular component (GO): telomerase holoenzyme complex
Molecular function (GO): protein binding; telomeric repeat DNA binding; telomerase RNA binding
Source: RefSeq, a predicted model, not a curated record